This is a messenger RNA of Anarrhichthys ocellatus (wolf-eel), 1269 nucleotides long. It is a transcript of the gene nkx2.5, whose product is annotated as NK2 homeobox 5. Gene Ontology annotation, cellular component: nucleus. The transcript has 2 exons. Gene Ontology annotation, molecular function: DNA-binding transcription factor activity, RNA polymerase II-specific; RNA polymerase II cis-regulatory region sequence-specific DNA binding. Bases 137 to 1099 code for a protein of 320 amino acids. The record is from RefSeq and is a predicted model, not a curated record. NCBI's taxonomy places the organism in Eukaryota, Metazoa, Chordata, Actinopteri, Perciformes, Anarhichadidae. Gene Ontology annotation, biological process: regulation of transcription by RNA polymerase II; cell differentiation.
ACUCAAGAUCAGUCUGCGCCACCAAACUAAUACUUAAAUCCAGUAAAUAUUGCCAGGAAGGAGAGGGAGCUUGUUGACGUAUUCUUUGUUACGUCCUAUGACAGGUUAAUAGAUUUUUUUUUCCCAGUUCUUGCCAAUGUUUCCCAGCCCCAGCAGCACGUCCACUCCCUUCUCUGUAAAGGAUAUAUUAAACCUGGAGCAGAGUCAUGACGUUACGGUGUCUUCUCUGGACGUUUCUUCUCGUAUGGACUGCUGCACCGUGCCGACCUCCUCCUCCUCCUGCAUGCUGGCCCGCCUGAAGCAGGAGCCUUUCCGGGACAUGUCGUCCGCCGCCGCCUCGCUGUUUGCAGAAGACCUCCACGACUCCAGAGCCGGCAGAGGCAAUGCACCCAACUUCGCCACUGCCUUUUAUGGGAAAACCCUCAUGGAGAUGGAUAUAGUUAAGGAUGGGGAAUCAGACGCGUUUGAGGCGAAACGUAGAAAAGAGGAGUUCAGUCCUCCGACCGAGGCCGCGGAGGACAUAAAAACCGACGACCCAGACCGAGCCAAGCCCCGGAGACGCAGGAAACCGCGCGUCCUCUUUUCGCAGGCGCAGGUGUACGAGCUGGAGCGCCGCUUCAAGCAGCAACGAUACCUGUCCGCCCCGGAGAGAGACCACCUAGCCGGGGCGCUCAAACUCACCCCGACCCAGGUGAAGAUCUGGUUCCAGAACAGGAGGUACAAGUGCAAGCGGCAGAGGCAGGACCAGAGCCUGGAGAUGGUGUCCCUGCCGCCGCCCAGGAGAGUGUCGGUGCCGGUGCUGGUGCGGGACGGGAAGCCUUGCCUGGCGGGAGACACAGCCACGUACAACCCCUCCUACAGUAUGGGUCACAUCAGCCACUUCUCUUAUAACAACUAUCCAGCCUUCAGUAACUACACCGGCCCCAGCUGCAACACAAACUAUGCGUGUAAUUAUCCUGCAGGCGCAAUGCAAACUAUGCAAGGAUCAUCCAGCAACGGGAAUUACAUGAACUUUGGGGUAGGGGACCUGAAUAAUGUGCAGAACACAUUUUCCUCCAGUAAUGGGGUGUCUUCGUUACAUGGCAUUAGGACAUGGUAAACUAUUAAACACGUGUGUUCCCUAUUCAGUUUAUCGGGAUUAUUUUAUGACUGCAUGCUUUUUUUUUCCAUUGUGCCAAGACUUUGCGGAGUUUGUGUAACUACUCUUAUAUUUAAUUAUUUACUUUUUGUAGUUUUUUGUUUUAGUUAUCAGCACAGUUGAAUGAUCUA